Messenger RNA from Strongylus vulgaris, 2598 nucleotides. The record is from the annotation of a GenBank genome assembly. Lineage: Eukaryota; Metazoa; Nematoda; Chromadorea; Rhabditida; Strongylidae.
GUCGCUGGUGCCUUUAAAAUUGAACCCGACCUAGGCGAGAUUUCUGUUGGUCGAUCGCUUGGACGUCUUGCGAAUGGCAAUCAUUCUUUUGAAGUUUCGGCCACUAAUGGUCUUCACACAGUCGCUGGUGCCUUUAAAAUUGAACCCGACAUAGGCGAGAUUUCUGUGGGUCGAUCGCUUGGACGUCUUGCAAAUGGCAAUCACUCUUUUGAAGUUUCGGCCACUAAUGGUCUUCACACAGCCCAAACUGUCGUAACAGUUCGUUUGGACACUCGUAAAAAUAGGAAUGAAGCAGUGCCUCGAUUUGAAAAAAGUCGCUACGUUUUCCGCAUUGAGGAAAACAGACCUCCUUCUGUCGUCGGAGUAGUGAGAGCCUAUCACGUAGCGCUCUCCUCGAGGGAUGUCUCGUUACGUUACGAACUCAUCAACGAUUAUGGAAAUCCCACACCUCCUUUCCGCGUUCAUGGGAUAUCAGGUGAAGUGACAAGUGAAACGACUUUAGACCAUGAAGAAAACAAGAACUAUGAAUUCAAGAUCCGCGCUUGCCUCUCCGUAAAUCCGACGAACUAUGUAUUCGGCAUUGAUUAUCAUACCGGUGUAGUGCAAACAAUUGCUUCGCUAAGUGAAUCGCUGUACGAGCUCAACGUUGAGGCCUUUGAUCAUGGAGAUCCAAAGCGAACGGAGGUUAUGAAGCUGAUCAUCUCCGUACAUGGAACUAAUCCGUCAGCUCCUGUUUUUGAGCAGAAAAGAUACGAAGUUACGGUGAUUUCCCCAGUCCGAGCUGGCGCCGUUGUUGCUGAGGUACAUGCGAAGGACCCUGAUCCGGGGCCAGAGGGUCAGACAGGAGUUGUUUCUGCGCUUGAACAUUUGACUGCAAACGAUGGACCAUUUGAUCUAGUAAUAAUUGCAGAAGAUCAGAGCAGCAUUUUCAAAAGAAAAAAACGAUACGAAGUUACGGUGACUUCCCCAGUCCGAGCUGGCGCCGUUGUUGCUGAGGUGCAUGCGAAAGACCCUGAUCCAGGGCCAGAAGGUCAGACAUCUGCUAUUCUUCAUAUCGACAUCAUAGGUGACAUGUCGUUAAAAUUUUUCCCCUUACCUUCCACCAUCUACAUUUCAACAGAGAAGGCGGUUGGAAGUGUUGUCCUAAGGGCUUCCGCUUUCACAAGUACUUCGAUGCCAGUCCACUUCCGUAUUCUCGAGAAUGACGCACCAUUCGUGAUGGAUGGAGAUCUGCUCAGAGUAGCUUCGCAUUUGUCUGCUGGUGAGACAAAUCUUACUGUGCGGGCAGAAACCGAAAAUGCUCAUUCGGAUCACCGGCUGAAGGUUGUGGUGAUGUUUGAUAGAGAUAAGUAUCCUGUCUUCCCGCAGCUCACCUAUGAUAUCGACAUCCCAAUAGAUUCUAUGUUCCCGCUAAUUGCCCACCGAUUUGAUGCUCAUCUCUUGAACGGCACCCUUAGGUAUCGCUUCUUCCCAGAUGGCACAGCUCCUCAAGGUCUUCAUAUUCAUCCUAAUACGGGUGAACUAUCCGUCACUUCCGACUACGUUAAUACUCCGUCAAAUCACGAUACUCAGUUUGUCGUUGUUCGAGCAGUAAAUCUAAACUUCCCAGAGUUUUAUUCAGACGUUGGGGUGGCUAUCAGUCUGGUCUCCAGCAAAACAAUUCGCUUUUCUCAAACCAUCUACCGAAUGCAACUCACGGAAAACACUCCUAUUGGAACAGCGCUUUUCCCACCAAUUGAGGUAGCUUCACAUUUGUCUGCUGGUGAGACAAAUCUUACUGUGCGGGCAGAAACCGAAAAUGCUCAUUCGGAUCACCGACUGAAGGUUGUGGUGAUGUUUGAUAGAGAUAAGUAUCCUGUCUUCCCGCAGCUCACCUAUGAUAUCGACAUCCCAAUAGAUUCCAUGUUCCCGCUGAUUGCACACCGAUUUGAUGCACAUCUCUUGAACGGCACACUUAGGUACCGCUUCUUUCCAGAUGGCACAGCUCCUCAGGGUCUUCACAUUCAUCCUAAUACGGGUGAACUAUCCGUCACUUCUGACUACGUUAACACUCCGUCAAAUCACGACACUCAGUUUGUCGUUGUUCGAGCAGUAAAUCUAAACUUCCCAGAAUUUUAUUCAGACGUUGGGGUGGCUAUCAGUCUGGUCUCCAGCAAAACAAUUCGGUUUUCUCAAACCAUUUACCGAAUGCAACUCACAGAAAACACUCCUAUUGGAACAGCGCUUUUCCCACCAAUUGAGGUUUUCCCAAAGUCAUCCGGUGUGACCUAUUCUAUCAAUCCUCCCACACCUCUUAGCAUUCUACCGAAUGGAACCUUGGUAGUUAAUUCCGCGAUUGAUUUGGAAACGCUGUCAGUGGACUCAAGUGGAAGUCUCCAUUUCGUGGUCACUGCUGCAUCGGGAAGUACUGAAGCGUCCACGAAGCUUCAGCUGAAAAUCAAAGAUCUGAAUGAGUUUGCGCCGCAGUUCGAAAGUGCACUCUAUGAAGCGUCAAUUGAUGAAGACGCCAUUCCUGGAAGUGUGAUUACGCAAGUACGAGCAACUGACGCAGACAAAACGGAAGGAACACAUCUUUUGUAUAGAAUUGCUGGUGGUUAG